AUGUCUUGCGAAGCUUGUCGGACUAUCCCUCCCGUGGUCGCGACGGGAUACACUCCCAAGGGCCAAUUCGAGACCAUCGCUGGCCUCAACACUUAUGUCACCGGAAAUGCAGAUGCCCAAAUUGGCCUCGUAGACAUUUACGAUGUCUUUGGUAUGGCUAGCCAGACUAUUCAAGGCGCCGAUCUCCUCGCGGCAAGACUAAACGCCGUGGUCCUCAUCCCGGACUUUUUCGAUGGAGAGCCGCUCAAACAUGAAUACGUCCCCGCCGAUACCGAUGAGAAGAAACAGAUUAUUGCAGACUUCAUGGCUCACAAGGCUAAUAUCUCUCGCAAUGUUGAUGUGGUGAUCGAGGCUGUUAAGGAAUAUCAUACCCGAUUCUCGUCGGUUCGGAAAUGGGGCGCGUUUGGUUUGUGCUGGGGUGGAAAGGUGACUGUUUUGACAUCCGGACCUAAUACCCCGUUCGCUGCAUCGGGCCAAGUGCAUCCUGGUCGAAUGGAUGCGGCUGAUGCGCAAGCUCUGUCGAUUCCGCAUAUCGUGCUUGCCUCGAAAGACGAGCCUGCCGAUGCAAUUGCGGGCUAUGCGGACUUGUUUGCGAAGGAGAAGGAAGGAUAUAUUGAGACCUACUCUACCAUGUGGCAUGGAUGGAUGGGUGCUCGUGCUAACCUUGAGCAGGAAGAAAGCCAGGCUCAAUAUGCUCGUGGGUACAACCAGUUGGCUGACUUUUUUGAGAAGCACCUUUCUUGA
Molecule: messenger RNA, 744 nt
Organism: Penicillium cataractarum
Lineage: Eukaryota; Fungi; Ascomycota; Eurotiomycetes; Eurotiales; Aspergillaceae
Exons: 5
Coding region: 1-744 (247 amino acids)
Molecular function (GO): hydrolase activity
Source: RefSeq, a predicted model, not a curated record